CUCUGAUGACUGAUGCGUAAUGAAACAAGCUGAGGAGAGGGCGCACAUUGGAACCAUGAUGAGCAGCUACCUGUGAUUCCAGGGUGGUGGCUUCUGAUAUGCAUGGAAUUCGUGAACACUAUUGAUUCCAUGGGUUCGCAGACUAACUUCAUCAUCUGAGCGUGUAUACCAGCUAUGAUGAUAUGAGGCCUAAUGUCAGAAGAGAGUCGGUGGAUUGGAAAUAUGUGUAGAGAGGGGUGCGGCUUCAAUCCGUGUGCGUCGCCUUUGCAAUCGUGCAAAGACUGCAAUGCUACUUCAUUUUAAGAUGUUUCUUGAUUGGAAGUUGAAGUGUUUCCUACACUCAAAAGGCUGAUAAAAGAGUUGUACAAAAAUAAGGCAGUUACAAAACGUUCUCACCCGAGGAGUUUUGCUUUCAGCACCAGGCCAGGGUUCAACACCCAAGCUACUUUAUUUGUUACGAAUUGCUUCAACGCGGUCUUAUUGAGAAACCUUGACUUGCUUCAUGUGACUAGUCUCUCCCAUUGAUCGGGCUGUGAUAGCAAGUUGCAUCAUUUUACAUUAAAGAGCCGGGCCCCAUAGCUUCGGUCUUAACUUUGCGGUGAACCAUAUCCCAGAAUAGUCGCGAUACGGUUUGGCCCCCAUCUGGUUCCCCCCUAAGUUAUGGUAUGGCGGCGGCAUUCGCAGCAAGUGUUGUCCACGGAAAUCCGACAGAAACCCUUCACCUAUUGCCUGCAACAUACCGUGGUCUGAAUACUUUCGGGGACAUGUAAGACAUGACAUUCAUAUACACCUGAGUGCUAGGCUGCAAAGAAAAUGCACUUGCAUGUCACUGGAGAUGUUCGUCAACGUGGCUGCAAUUGGGGUAAGUUGAGCACGGCGCUCGGCACGUAAGGCUGGUACCGAGUGACGCCAAGUGCAAUUAAGAAUGCUUUGAAAAGUCUCAACCUAUCGAUGUCUAUCUAUCAAUGCCCUAAUAACGUAACUCAACUCUGCUCCCACACAUCGAUCUCCGAACGCUGCUAUGCGUCGCAGUAAAAACAGCUUACUAACCUGCCUUUUUCACACACAUUCCCCCGCUUUGUAGAUGCACGGAUACUCUUGGGAUCCUUGUGCGUUUGAUUUAGACAAGGCUACACGAAGUUUGCCUGAACUGGCUGAAUAACCUCCGAUCUAUAUAGUAUUCGGACUUUGGUAGUGGUCGUGUAAGAUUGCAACUCGCUGCUAUUGGACACAUCGACGGACUACCUGAAACAUUUUGUUUCUAUGGAAGAAACCUCUGCUGAUAUAGGCAAAGUACGGUGACGAAAUCGUCCACUGAUAGUUUUGAGAGGCGGACAAUACGAGAAGGUGGUUCUUUUUUCGGAACCUGAGUGGAGGCGAAACCGGAUGGGGGCAGCUAAAGAUUGUAUAAAACCGCUUGCGUGAAGCUCUCUCCGCCUUGAGUUUUCCCCACCAAGCAGCGCUUUUCGGCAUCGCAUUCACGUUCGUUUUAUUCCUCACUUCGAUUUUCGUUCUGCAACUGUACAUUUACUCUUGUUCCCUGUCGGAAAUUUACAUUCAUUCCUCAUUAACACACAUUAUAACAUAUCAAGAUGCGUACCGCAGCUUCCAUCGCUCUCCUCCUUGCUAGUGUCGCAGUCGCCCGUGAGGUCCCUGCCAACUUGAAGUCUUUCUUUGAUUCUCACAAGAACGGCAAAUGCGCAAACCCUAUCUCCAUUGCCUAUAGCUCUGGACAAAAGGAGGCAGACACACACUACUGCAAAGACUCUGGCAGUGGUGCCAUAUACCUCAAGGAUACAUCCAACGGCUACGCAGAUGUAGACAUUGACUGCGACGGAGCUUCGACGUGCGAAGGCGACGGUAGCUGGCAAGGUCAGACGGCGUUCAAAGACCAAGUGAGCAAGCUCUCCAACGGUGCGGUCAAAGAUCUCAACACGCACAUCCACACAUUUGUGGUCCUCGGCAACGACAAUAGCGCCGAAGAGGGCGACGGUGGCAAGAAAUUCGACGCGACCGAGGACGGCAACAUCGAGCCGCUCAGUGUUGUGGCGGUCGUCUGCGGCAACAAGUUGGUGUACGGCGUGUACGGCGAUAUCAACGGAGGCAAGGUCACGGGAGAAACCAGUCUGGGUCUAGCAAAGACCUGCUUCCCGAACGAAGGCUUGAACGGAAACAAGGGACAUUCCAAGCACGAUGUUCUGUACCUCGCGUUUCCUGGGUCCGAGGCCGUGGCAAAGAACGCCAAAUGGGGAGCGAAGUCUGUGGAGGAAUUCGAGGCUUCUUUGGCUGCGGUUGGAGACAAGUUGGUGAAGAAGAUUGGCAGUGGAGGGAAGAGCAGAAUCAUGCGUGGCACUUUGUAG
Molecule: messenger RNA, 2360 nt
Organism: Periconia digitata
Lineage: Eukaryota; Fungi; Ascomycota; Dothideomycetes; Pleosporales; Periconiaceae
Source: the annotation of a GenBank genome assembly